AUGAGAAUGGCAGCAACAAUGGAGGGCUUCGAUGACUCUGACUUAACAGCAGCAGAGAUUGCUAUGGUGACUGCAAACGAACGUGCUGGCUUAGUCUCACAACUGGCCUGUCAUUUCUGUGGCAUGCAGUUUGACGUCAAGAAAACCCGCUCCCUCCGGGCCCACAUCGAGGAAGUGCAUGUUCUUGGAGGUGCUGGAUAUAUGUGUGGUGUGUGUUGUGAAGAGUUCACAUCCCGUAAAGCUGUGGAGACUCACAUGAGCACAUUCCAUAGAGCACCAAAGCCGCUGGGUUGUGGUACAUGCGGGGAAACCUUUCGCAUUAGAAACCUCCUUCUGAAACACAUAGAAUCACACACACAAGAAGAAAUUCUCGCCAACAAGGUUGGUUACUGUUACUGCGGCGAAUGCUUUGAGUUUUUUGAAAAUGUUUCAGCUUUACAAAUUCACACAAGUUCUCACAAAGAACAGGCGGUGUUUGUGUGUGGUGCUUGUGGCAUACAAACCCAGCACCGUCACAUUAUGGUCAAACAUCUUGAAUGUCACGUCAUCUCAAAUCUGCUUGCUGUGGGUGGAGAUGCUGAACCGGCAAUAAAAGUGGAACAACCUGUAGAGAUCGACGCUGCCCUGGUUCAAGGAACUAUUGAAAUACAAAACCUAAACUCUGAAGUAGAAAACAGUGAGGUGGAGGUUAAAGGUGACAUUCAUUCUGUGGAAGAGGCAAAAAAUUACAAGUGUAACGUCUGCCAAGCUUUGUUUGUGAAUCUGACAGAGGCUGUAAGCGACAGCCACACUUGUAUGAAUGAAGAGGCUCAGAUGGUGGAGGGGAUUGAGCUCAGGGAGGGGAUGGAGUUUAGUGUCUUGCUACAGGAUAGUGGUGUGAGUAUUUCAACAGGUUCGGACCAGCAGUCAUAG
This is a messenger RNA of Candidula unifasciata, 912 nucleotides long. Lineage: Eukaryota; Metazoa; Mollusca; Gastropoda; Stylommatophora; Geomitridae. The record is from the annotation of a GenBank genome assembly.